ACCGGAGUAUUGUCUCGUUCCAUCUCUUCCAACGUUGUACCAAACAAAACGCUACCGUAUAUAUAUGUUCAUUUCACCAUUCGGUUGAGCUGCAUGCUGUUGGUGAGUGAGUGAGUGAAUCAGAAAUUUGAGUGCAUCAAUGGCGACCGGUCAAGAAAUCACCAAAUCUCCACCCACUUCCUCUUCCAAGAGAUCAGUGUUGAGUCAGGGUUCCAUUGAUGUAUAUGCUGCACAAUGCAUCAAGUGCUUGAAAUGGAGGGUGAUUGAUACCCAGCAGGAGUUUGAAGAGAUCAGACAUAAGGUCAGUCAGGAACCUUUUGAUUGUAGCAGAAAGGCUAAUUGUUCCUGUGAUGAUCCUGCUGAUAUUGAAUAUGACUCCUCUCGGACAUGGGUUAUUGACAAGCCUAACCUCCCAAAGACACCAGAAGGGUUCAAGAGAAGCUUGGUGCUGAGAAAGGAUUACUCGAAGUUGGAUGCUUACUACAUCACACCUACUGGCAAAAAGCUGAGAACCCGCAAUGAGGCUGCAGCAUUUCUGAAAGAUCAUCCAGAACUCCAAGGUAUAUCUGCUCAGGAUUUUGAUUUUUCAUGCCCAAAGAUAAUGCAGGACACCAUCCCAGAGAUUGUUGAGCAGAAGGAUUCUGCUAACAAAAAAGUUAAGAAAGCUAAAGAUGAAAAUUGACUAUUAUCAUUACAAGUUUGCAUGCUGGUGUAGAUGCUCAUGCUGACUGGUCUGUUAGAUUGCGUUGUCUUUAUAUUUUGUUGGAUUAUGUUGUUUGUGUGUAAUCACACACCUAAGCAGAUAUUUUCUAAGUUUUGUGGGUUUUAAACAGAACACCCAAAAAGAUAUCCCUUACAUCGGGCUUCCUUUUCUUUUUCCUUCAAAAUAUUUUGUUGGAGUUGCAUGAACAGAAAUAUAUGAAUGUUACAUUCUGCACUUAAAUUGA
This is a messenger RNA of Lotus japonicus, 947 nucleotides long. Its product is annotated as methyl-CpG-binding domain-containing protein 4-like. NCBI's taxonomy places the organism in Eukaryota, Viridiplantae, Streptophyta, Magnoliopsida, Fabales, Fabaceae. The transcript has 2 exons. The record is from RefSeq and is a predicted model, not a curated record. Gene Ontology annotation, molecular function: zinc ion binding; DNA binding. The coding region runs from base 140 to 682 and encodes 180 amino acids.